Messenger RNA from Manis javanica (Malayan pangolin), 5789 nucleotides. The record is from RefSeq and is a predicted model, not a curated record. Lineage: Eukaryota; Metazoa; Chordata; Mammalia; Pholidota; Manidae.
CUGCCUGGUUUUCUGUUACAGAAACCUAUCCAGCCGUUUUCCUUUGCCGCAGGCUGACCUCCUCCCAUGUUAGCAUAGCUUCUAUCUUUCUACUCCUUCAUAACUCUCCUUCCUUCAGCCUUCCAAUUCAAAGUUCCCUCUGCCUCUCUGGAAUGCCCUUCCCAGUUUCCUCGUCUGCUAGACACCCACCCACUCAUUUCCAGCAGACUCCUGUGUCUCCUCUUUGGGCUCCCUUUAACUGCUCCCCACACCUCUUUUCUACUAGGGCCCCUUUCUAACAGCUCCCCAUACCUCUUUUAACUUCUGAAUCCUUUUUUCAAGCAGUUUUCCUAGGUGCCAGGCUUUCCCAUGGUCCCCACCAGACUUUUUAAAUGAUUACUCAGAGAACUGAAGACAGUUAGCUUUUUUUAAAGAUAGCAGUGGGGAAAGGAAGUUUUGGGGCAGAAGCUAUAUAGUCAAGGCCUGAAAAAGAAGAUAGAGGGUGUACCCUACCCCAAGAGACAAUGGAGAAGGGGAAACUGGGCCCUGGGCAGCAUUAGAAUGAUGCUACCCGUUCUGUCAACAUACAUAGGACACACACACUCCUAGGCUAGAACAGGAGAUUUUAGUCACUGCCCUUCUAACCCAUCCCCCACCAUGCUAGGCUGGCAUGGCCAUGCCCACAGUGCCCCAAACUGUUAACAAAACUGCCUGCUUUACUGUGACCCACUUCCUCUACAUGGGCCUCUGAGGUGUCCAGAGGGAGAGGACAUCACCAGGCCUGCAGCCUAGCAUUUAGGUAUCUGGGCAGGCUUCUGGGACAGGCAAAGACAUGGACCCCCACUGUGGAAAGUGGUCAGGCUUUCUAGGUCAGGCUGGCUUGUGCAACUCAGAGGCCUGUUUGGGUAAAGGAGUAGAGCCUGGCUAAUACAUGAACGGACGGAUCCAGGUAUCAAUCAGUUCUGGGGAGAAAAAGUUUCAUAACAAGAAAAAUAACCAGGAGGAGUUUCUAUACAUUCUGAAAUGAUGCAAUGUAAAGUCUUCGCAGAAAAGCAAUGUGUAAUUAGAGCUGAACAAGUAUUCAUGAGUCAACAGCUGAGGCUCUAUAUAUUACUGCUGGUUCCCCUUUAUUCCACGAAGAAGGACUCCAAAUCAGCCAUGCCUUCAUCUGAGUGAUGAAGGAAAAAAACACUGGAUUCUGAUUCCAAAACACAGCUUUGAGAUGUCAUUCAGUCUCCUUGAGUCAGUAACAAGAGGGGUAGUAGACUGGGUCAUCUCUAAGAUCUCCAACUCUGAAAUUUUAAAUUUUAGAGCAUGGGGGUGAAGGGUGACUAGUAAAAUCUGGAAACAGCCUCAAUCUGAUUCUGGAGUGGAACAAAACAAAACCCCGGGACAAAAGAGAUGAAAUUCCACUGAGCUUUAGUGGAGCAAUUGUAAAUGCAUCACAGUCCUCAGGCUCCCAGGCCACAAGGACUACUCUCCUGCUGGGUGCCUGGGAUUCUGCUGCCUUCUCCCAAUUCAGCCUCACAGAUCAGCCAUAGUCCCUUGCAGAGACUUGGGCUGGGGAAACCCCCUUCAUUUCUUCCUAGGCCUACUUGGAACAUGCACCCAAAAGAUACUCUGAAUUGUACAGAAGGCGAAGGUGUGGGGACCCUGGAUGUGGAGCCACUGUAUUGCAACAGCCCAGCCUAGGAAGUCUCCUGCAGGUGUCCUGAGGUCUGUCCCAGAGGGGUCCCUUGAAUACAUGUCUACUUAAGGCUUUUCCCCUGACCCUGCCUGCCCACCAGGUCAACCUAGGAACCUGAUGCCCUCAGCAAACUGCAUUUUUCAGCAAGUGGACAGCUGUCUCUGGGUGGAACCAGAGCCUGAGAGACCUUAAGUGGGCAUGAGGGGGCUCAGAGCUCUCAAUGGGUUCUGAUGCCCUCUUGUGGCAAUAUUGGUCAUUGGCUAGAAGGAAGUUGCAGAGGAGAGCCAAGAUUGGACUGGACUCCUUAGGGGAGACAAGUCACCUGUAAUAACAGUUACCAUUAUAAAAUAACAUUAUAACAAUAGUUAACAUUUUGACCUGUUCACUUACCACUCUGUAUCUAACACUCCUAAAAUGGUUUGCAUAUAUUACUUGAUUUCUCACAAUAGCCUGUAAUAUAAACACUUGUUAUCUCUGCUUUAACCAUGAGCACAAAAAGGUUAAGGUAGCUGCCAAGGUCACACAGCAGAUCAGAAUUCUAAGUUUGAGGAAUCUUGCUCCAGGACUUUUGCUUUUAAUUACCAUGCUGAAACAGUCCCAUUUCCAUGGUUACUAGGUAAAAUAUACAAUGCUCAGAUUACAAUUUCAGAUAAACAACUAAUAAUUUGUUAGCCUAAAUAUAUCCCAUGAAAUAUUUGGUUCAUACUUAAUACCAACAAAUUAUUUGUUGCUUAUCUGAAGUUCUAAUUUAACAGGUGUCCAGUAUUUUUAUUUACUAAAUCUGGCAACCCAAAUUUACAAGGCACUUUUCUUUGCCAAAUGCCAUCACAUAUGUUACCUAAUUUGAUCUCCCAGGAAGCCUACCCUCAGGUGCUCCAGCGUGGUCCCCACCCCACUUCAGGCUUUCCCAAUAUUUCACUUUUUUUUUUUUCCAGGUAAAGAAACAGAGACACAGAGACCUGAAAUGGCUACCUGAAGUUACAAAACAUGACAAGUGGCAGAGCUGGGAUUGAGCCCACGUCCUCCAGCAAAGCUGGUGUGUGUUUUGUUCUCCAACAAAAACCAAUGCACGGUUUCCAUUGUAACAGGAGAGACAAGUGAAUAGCAGUGACUGUCACAUGGAAAUCUCCCUUUGUGACAUCUUGGACCUGGUCUGCUAUUCAGAAAUAUAUGAAAACCAGUGAGGGUCUUUCCAGUUUGGGAGAGGCAAGGGAGUGGACACAGCUCUCUAAGGUUUAUGCUCAGUCCUGCCUGACCUCUCUAGGGAGGCAGGAAGGAGACUGCUAUUAGACCCUAGGGAGCAGCUAUGAGGCUCCUAUAACAGCCUGCUCAGGAGCACCUGAGGCUCCUCAGGACUGUUUACCUGCUGCUCUGCACACCGGUAGCCUCAAGCCCAGCUGCUGAGGUUGCAUCACCCACAGCUAAAACAGCCUGGCAGCCAAAAGGCAACAGAAGGAAUCUAAAACACCAGGGCCCAGGGAGCCUCCCCCACCUCGCUGUUGCUUUUUGGGAGUGUGGUGCUUCUGUCCACAGAAAACACCCUUUACAUUUUUCUCUCUUGACUCCAUUGAUCUGCUCCCACCCCAAAUACCUGUGCUUUUUCUUCCUAACAGAUACAAACCGUCCCUUUGCCCUCCGUACCAGGGCUGGCUGGCUCUAAUAAGACAGUAGUCAAGGGAAUUUCAGCAUUGGGGCCUCCAUGGGGUGCAGGCUGGGGUGCCCCGCUGGUAUGUGCCACACAGGUUUGUCAACCUCAAAAUUAGCCUGGAGCCUGUAUGACCUGCCACCACCACUACCCCGCACCUCCAGGAAGUUGGAGCCAGAGGCAGAGCCUGGCCAGAAGCUGGACUUAGAGACUGGGCUUCUCUGAUCCCACCUGGCCCCACAGGGAAAGCAGUGCACAAGGCCUCCAGGGGUCCAGGGCCAGGCUGCUGAGAAGGCGAGUGCAGUUCUCUUGCACGGGUUGAGGCCCAGCUCCUGGGAAGAGAAAUGCUUGGUAGGGAGGUGUUUGCAUGUGCAACCAGGUACAGCCUGGUCCUCUCCCACAUCUGGGAGGGGCCAGAGCCCAGACAGGUCUACCAGCAAAAUCAUCUGACUGGGUGUUCAGCCCAGGCUGCACACGGGUCCCCCUCUCCUCUCAGGGCUAUAGAGGAGCUGGCGCCCACACAGGCACACCUCUAGGCUGGACAACACCCACCUCACCUCUAGAUAAGCACUGGAUCUGGGCCCUCAUGCUGGAGCUUGAGAGAUCUUGUCAAUCCAUUGGGGGAAGCAAGAAAGGAGUUUUCCUGUUCUAACAUGGGUGCCUGCUCCCUUGUCUAGACAUCCAUGUCCCCGCAAGAACACAUACAUCAACUGAGUGUACCUGCUGACUUAAAGAUCCCAGGGGAGACUCUGAGGGUAAAAGGCAGACAGCAGGUAGGCAUCUUCGUGGGCAGGGGGCAAGGGCUUGUGUGGAGGCUGGGGCUGAAGGUAGGGAAAGGUGUCAGUAGGAGUUAUCUCCCAGCACACAUACUGAAUUACUGAAUCCUGCCACCUAGCCUCACUUCCCCUACACUGGCCCAGGGACACCCAGCCAGGCCAUGAAAGGAAGGAAUUUUGAGCUCAGAAGGGGCCCAUCCACCUUAAACCAAGAGUUGGGGAGCCUUGAGACCAACCCUGGUGUCAGGGAGAGCGCGUUUGGUGCUAGUUCCAGCAGCAGUCCUGAUCAAUCCUUGUUUCCUGAAGAAGGGGUGAGAGGGAGGGAAGGUGGGGACUCCCAAGCAGGUUGAUGUUCUAUUUCUGCAACAAAGAAGUGAACUGGCAAUAGGAGCCUAGGCUCCAGGGUCUUGGGGUCAUAAAGAGGCCCAGGAGGGCCAGGAAGUUCUCCUCAGUUGACUCCUGUCUCCCUUCCCAGGGCAGCCAUGUCUGUGACCAGCAGGAAGAUGAGACCAUCCAGAACCCAGGAGACCCCCAGCCACCUGGGCAUUGCCGACAAGACUGCAGCUUGAGGGAUGCUGGGCACCCGCCAGACCUUCUUGAGCUUCAGUGUGGACAAGAACAUGCAGAGGCUGCUGAAGGCCAUUGCAGGCCAAGGUGAACCCUGCUUAGCCAUUGUGGGUGUGCUGAGCAGUCGGAGCAGAGAGCAAAGGCAGCUUCUCUCUCAAGCCUUCCAGGGGUGCACCCAAGAGGACCUGCUGAAGUCCCUGCAGGCAGCACUCUCUGGCAACCUUGAGAAGAUCAUGGUGGCUCUUCUGCAGCCUGCAGCCCAUUUUGAUGCCGAGUAUUUGAGAACACCUUUGAAAUUACCAGGUUCUGCUGAGGAUGUUGCCAUGGAGAUUCUUGCCAUCCGAAUGCCACCAUAUCCGCAGGAGUGCCUGGCAGUCCACAAACACAAUUUCCAGGUGGAAGCUGAGGGUAUCAAAUCUGAGACCGGUGGCACCUUGAAAGAGCUGCUCCUGGCCCUGGCCAAGGGUGUCUCCUUCUGGAGGGGCCAUGAGAGCUACUCUGACAUCAUUGACUAUAACCUGGCAGAACAAGAUGUCCAGGCACUGAAGCAGCCUGAAGGAUCCUGCAGAGGCAAUGUGGGUCCUAUAAUCUUCACCCAGUGAAAUACCGAACACCUCAUCCGAGUGUUUGAUCAGUACCAGCGGUACACUGGGCAUGAACUGGAGAAGACUGUCCAGAACUGUUUCCAUGGAGAAACUCAGGUGGCUCUGAUCAGCCUAGCCUCAGUGAUCAGGAACACACCGCUGUUCUUUGCUGAUAAACUUCAUCAAGCCCUCCAGGAAGCUGAACCCAAAUCCCAAGUCCUAAUGUGCAUUCUUAUCUUUCGAAGUGAGACUGACCUUCUAAGAAUCCGAGCUGAAUUCAAAAAGAAAUUUGGGAAGUCCCUGUACUCUUCUCCCCAGGUGAGAUGUGGCUAGUUCUUAACCUGGAGCCCCAAAGCUCACCCCUCACUCACCCCUCACCUCCCUUCAGCCCUCCCUGCACACAGCUGAGCACACUCACAUCCUGGACAACUCAGGAAUCUUUGGUUAACUUAGUGCAGGUUUCCAGACACCAUAUAGUUUGGGACCAGCACAAGGAGGGGACAGAAUGCCUGGGCCAUGGUGAUGGUUGGUCUUUCUAACACUUGACUCAU